ACUCCUUUACGAUGCAUCAAUCGUAACAACAAAGUUCAGUGUGCUUUUGUGCGUGAUAGCCCACGCAUGUGGGGUGCACGCAAUUUCAUUUUAAUUUUUGUUCCAAGCAAACAAAUUUUUCAUUUUGUGCGUCUCAAUACAAAUUACUGAAAAUAAAUAGAAAAAAAAACAACAAGUGAAAGAGCAUUUUAUUUAAGUCGCACGAUAGCCCAAAAAAAAGUAUACAGUUUAAGUUAGAUUUUCUACAAAUAUAUAACCAAUUAUUUUUUUUUUGAUGUAUUAAACCACGAAACGCAGCGAAGUAAAAGUGACGACAACCGUGGCUACGCAAAAGGUAUAUAUCGAUUUGUUUAAUCGAGUGUUGCAAAGUAAUAUGUCGCAUAUGAAAAAAAGAAUGAAUGUCUUUAUACGUUCGAGGUGUUCGUAAUUUUUGGGGCACAAAUUCGUCAGAAUUGAUCACACAGUGAAGCUCUUACGCAGGAAAAAAGAAAAAACAAGUAUUAAAUACUGCACAAUUUUAAUAAUGUGGGUUGAAAUUAUGUGCUCGACCGACUAGAUGUCUAUUAAAUUUAUGUUCAAAUCGAAUUGGAGUACGUGUUGAAUCUAUAAAUUAUGUAUUGCAAAUAAAGCCGGUAUAAAAUGUGUCACAAAAAAUCCCAGAUAAAAAAGCGCAAACGAUGAAUAACAACUGUUCGCAUUUAAAAAAAAAUGUAUAGCCUGAUUCAUUCUUCAAACAAUGUUCAAUGAACGCAAUAUUCUAAAUACAGUAGUGAGUGUUAAUGAAAUAGCAAAAAGCAAAGUACAAAUGAGUGUAUGAAUAACAUGAGCUAGUGACCUUCAACUUUUGCACAUUUUACUCCCUUUAACGACAUAUUACAGUAAAAAAAACAUUCUUUAUCAAUUGUUAGAGAAGACUCCAAAGCGAGCAACAUUUAAAGCAAAAAAGGCGCGCGCGCACACAUUUUGUAAGUAAGUUAUUAUGCAUACAUGUAUUAAUCAUGAAUGAGUAAAUGUCAAAGCAACGCGUACUUAUAGUAGUACAUACACGCUACGUAUGAUUGGGCGCUUGAAACGCACCGACGCAAAUGUGUGACGAUCAUUCGCAUCGAACCGAUAUGUGAACAAUUCAUAAACGACGUAAACGACAAGAAAUAGACAGAAACAUACAAAUAACAAAGUCUGAGUAUACCGUACUGACGAAUGUAAUUUUCGUGCGUGCAUUUCAGUAACAUUCAAGUAGAGACAAUCAUGCCCUACACAUCGUAGAGAAACAACAGCAGCAGCAACAACAACACGUUAUACACACUACACAGAUUCAUCCUCCCGGGAUUCACAUUUUCAAUUCGCUCAAUUUUAUUUCCAUCGUCGAGUUUUUGAUGUCUUUUAGUGUUAAACUGUAACGUGACUCUAACGGUGGUUUAAGUUUUUUUGUGAUUAAUAUGGACACAUUUCUUCAAAGUAAUUUUAUAUGUGUGUUACGAUUCGUAACUUACGAAUGAGAUAAAAUUCGUUUUGUUUAGUGCAUCCAAAAAAAAACUAAGCACAUGUAGAAAAACCGGCGAAUAAAAAAUGGACGUGUUGAAAAUUAAGUAGUUCAAGAAAAAAAAGAGUUAAUUAAAACAAGAAAAAUCGUGGAAAAAAACUAAAGCGCAGUGAAAAGUAGCAACGUCACUCGUUUUUAUCGUUUGAGAAACGUAAUUGGUGACAGCAAUUAAGAUAAAGACGAAGAAACUCAAUAGAUAUAAACUGCAAAAAUGGCGCACGGUGGCCCAUCGAAGCGUAAAUCAAACAGCAACAUCAAUGACAAUAAUGACGAAGAUGAACUUUCUAUUCCACCCCCGGAUGGCGGUUUUGGAUGGAUUGUUGUUAUUGCAAGUUUCUUAAUUCACAUUAUAACCGAUGGCAUAACCUAUUCAUUCGGAAUUAUAUAUUUAGAGCUGUUGGAUGAAUUCAAAGCCGGCAAAGGCUAUACCUCGUGGAUUUUGAGUCUUAUGAGCGGAAUGACCCUGUGCUCAGGUCCGAUAAGUUCGUCAUUCGUUAACAAGUAUGGUUGCCGUGCUGUAACAAUAGCUGGUGCGAUACUCGCUGCAGCUUGUCUUCUUAUUAGUGUUUAUGCACAAAAUGUACUCACGUUGAUUAUAAGCAUCGGGUUUGGUGUCGGCUGCGGCCUCGGUCUCAUCUAUCUACCGGCUAUCGUUAGCGUGACGACGUAUUUUGAGAAAUAUCGUUCGGUUGCUACUGGAAUAGCAGUUGCUGGUAGUGGUUUGGGGACUUUUUUGUUUGCCCCGCUGAUAGCUGUUCUGAUCGGUUCAUAUGGUUGGAGGGGGACCUUGUUGGUGUUAUCGGGAAUUGUUUUGAAUUGUGCUGCAUUCGGUGCAUUGUUUCGACCAUUAACUGCAUCCAGUACACGGCAAAUCGCUCCAGCCGAACAAAACGAUACAUAUCAACGGGAACAAAGUUAUGAAGUUGAAUCUCUACAAAGUGGCCAUCAAAAUGGGCAUGGUCAUUUGAAACGAAAGCCACGAACAACAUCGGUUCGCGUACCAAGCGUGAAUGUCAUUUCAGAAGUUGGAGACGGCGUUCAAAUGACACGAUCACAGAGUGUUGGACAUAGCAUGGCCAUUGAAACGACAAACAACUACGAUUCAAAUAAACUACUCAAUGUAAAUUAUUGCAAUGGACGUCAAGAGAAUGGCAUCGGCGGCACUAUGAAGUCUACAAAUCAUAAUGGCAAAUCGGACGGCAUGCGAUACACAUUAAGUCAACCAUUACUAAUUCAUUCAACAUCCGAUUCCGAUCACGAAAAUAAACCACUUAAAGAAUCACAUAAGCACUGGCGUAGCGGAACUCUUUCGCGGCCAGACAUUUUCUACCAGGGAUCGCUUUAUAACAUUCCUAAUUAUAAGUCACAUACCGAGUUGCCAACCGAUGCAGAUAGAUAUGGUUCACUUCGACGCGUGAGCGAAAAUGAUGAAAUAUCUUCAAAUGGUGUAUGCUGCGGGUGCAUACCGGCAGACACACGUGAAAGUUUUCUCGAAAUGAUUAACUUCUCUUUGUUUAAGGAUCCGAUUUUCGUUCUAUUCACUGUAUCGAAUUUUGCCACUAGUUUAGGUUUCUAUGUCCCCUAUUUUUGUUUAGCUGAUCAAGCAAAAGAUUUGGGAUUGUCCGAAGGAGAUGGAAGCUAUUUGCUUUCCAUCAUUGGUGUAUUUAACACAUUUGGUCGUUUAAUUUUGGGAUACAUAUCCGACAAAUCUUGGGUUAACCGCCUUUGGGUCUACAAUGUAUGUCUCGUUAUUUGUGGUGUUGCUACUGCUGCUUCAGUUUUCUGUCUAGAUUUUCAAACACUUGCCAUUUAUGCUGCUGUGUUUGGUUUUACCAUUGGGGCAUAUGUCGGUUUAACAUCGGUCAUAUUGGUCGAUUUACUUGGACUGGAUAAACUCACAAAUGCAUUUGGUUUGUUGCUAUUAUUUCAAGGCAUUGCCACAUUUCUUGGGUCUCCAAUCGUCGGUUUUCUUUAUGAUCAAUCGCAUUCGUAUACGCCUGGUUUCAUAUUUGCUGGUUUAAUGAUUGCUGUCAGCGGACUUAUAUUGUUCUUCAUCCCGGCAAUGCAACGAUACGAAAGACAACGGCAUCACUCUACAGACCAAGCUGAAAACGUGAUAGCAUCGUAGUUUUAAACUCCGUUCGAAAGAAAAGUAACACUAUUUUUUAGUUUUUAAGCAUUAAAUCGAAAUGAAAAAAAAAACCAAAAACAAAAGAAAACGAUUCUUAAGAGCCAAUUUCUGAUUUUUAUGUAUAUAUACAAAUAUAUUAUCCAUAAAGAAAUUUGCUUGCAAAAUUGUCACAGUUACAUCGAACAACCGUUUGUAUAUUUAUGUGCGUGGCUCUUUAAGUUAACUGCAAAUUUCUUUAUGAGAAUCGAACGUUUGAAAAGGAUUUAUGCUACUAAGCUUCCGUUUAGUAUAGACUGUCGACUGUGAUCGAAAAACAAAAACAGAAACUAUUUGUGUAUAUGUUAACAGAAUAAAACUAAAAAGCACAAUAUAAACUUCCUGCAAAUCGGAAACGUUCAAGACCACCCCGCAGAUGAUGAUCUUCAUUCGCUUUUAUCUCACUUCUAUUCUUUCUAAUUCUUUCUUUUGAUUAAAUCAAUUUGGUACAAAGUUCAUGAUUCAAA
This is a messenger RNA of Contarinia nasturtii (swede midge), 4177 nucleotides long. RefSeq names its product monocarboxylate transporter 9-like. Gene Ontology annotation, molecular function: monocarboxylic acid transmembrane transporter activity. The coding region runs from base 1755 to 3671 and encodes 638 amino acids. The transcript is spliced from 11 exons. Gene Ontology annotation, biological process: monocarboxylic acid transport; transmembrane transport. The record is from RefSeq and is a predicted model, not a curated record. NCBI's taxonomy places the organism in Eukaryota, Metazoa, Arthropoda, Insecta, Diptera, Cecidomyiidae.